AUGAAGCUGCUCAAUGUUCUACUUGCUCUUCUUGGAAUAUACGGCACUUCCGCCGAUCUUUCCUACACCGACCGUAAAUGUGGCACAGAUUUGACGAACCUCUGGCUAGAUGUCGUUGCGGUUGUGGAUAACUCGUUCGGAAUGACUAAUGAAGGGUUGGAUACUGUCGCUGCCCACAUUGCUAGCGUAUUCAGUGGUGGCACACGGAUCGGCACUCAGUCUUCGGAACCACGGACUACGCGAGUUGGAUUAGUGACUUAUAAUGUGAAUGCUCAGCAGAAUGCGGAUUUGAACAAGUUUCAGUCCGUGGAUGAUCUUUAUAACAAUGUAUUCGCUGACUUGAAAACAGUUAGCACCUCGGCUCAAUCAUUCCUCUCAACUGGUCUCGCUGCCGCGGAGAGUCUCUUCGAGUACGAAAAUUUCGGCACCUCUCGCAGUCAUUAUAAGAAAGUUGUCAUAGUCUACGCAUCGACUUACGUUGGGGAGGGGGAGAUGGAUCCGUUGCCAGUUGCUAUCCGUCUAAAGACAUCUGGAGUCAAUAUCAUCACGAUGGCUUACGUUCAGAACGGUGAUGGAUUUAUGUUGAAGCAGUUGGCAGAGAUAGCGAGUCCACGGUUUAAUUUUAGUAGCACUGAUAAUAAUGGGAACACAGUUGGACAGGUGCAAUCAGCUAUGGCGGAAACCAACUGUUUCUGCCCAUCCGAUUGGAUACAAUACCGUCAAAACUACACUGACUACAACUCCUACCGCUAUGGUGUCUGUCUCCAAGCAGUUAGCCUAGCCGCCAACUGGCGCGCCGCCAAGAUGGCAUGUGCCAACCGAUGGACCAACUCCUACCUGGUCAACGAGUACAACCAACAGAAACAUUAUUACGUCUUGAACGUCGUGCAGAACUCCUCAGGAUUCUUUCAACCGUAUUCGUAUCAUAACGGGUUGAACAUGGUAGGCGGAGUCUGGAAAUGGGAUCAACCGUCUGGAUGGCCUCAACCGGCUCUUAAGAAUUGGUAUAACUGGGAUCCGGGGUACCCGAUCACCUCAUCCUCCCUGACUGCCGUGCUGAAUCAACAGAAUAAUGAGGAAGUGGCCACUGGAUGGCAGAAUAUUGAUUAUUAUAAGACUGCAGUUAAUUAUGUUUAUGUCGUUGCAGUUGUGGAUAAUUCUCAAGGAAUGAACAACGGCAAAUUGAAUGAGGUGGCUUCCAACAUUUUAAGCGUCUUCAUGUCCGGAACUCGAAUCGGAUCUGAUGCAAACGAGCCCAGAACCACUCGUCUUGGAUUAGUCACCUAUAACAAUGUCGCCACUCAGAAGGCAGAUCUUAAUCAAUACCAAUCGAUUGGUGACGCAGCCAACGGGAUAUUCGUUGCUCUCUCAACUGUUGUGGACACUACUGAUUCAUAUUUAGCCACUGGACUAACUUUGGCGGAGAAAAUGUUCAAUGAUCAGAGUGCCAACACUACUCGUGGCCACUAUAAAAGAGUAGUGAUCGUCUAUGCUUCGGAAUACAAGGGAGGCGGAGAGUUAGACCCUUUACCUGUUGCAAGUCGAUUGAAACUAUCUGGUGUCAAUAUAAUCACAGUUGCUUAUCCACAAUCGGGCGAUGAUGGACUUUUGAAAAGUCUUUCCCAGAUUGCAAGUCCUGGAUUCUCCUUUGUUAAUGAUAACGGUCAAGGCGGAAAUCUCGUUCAAAAAAUUCAAGGAUCACUCUUGCAGUCCAACUGUUUCUGCCCGAACGACUGGAUCCAAUACCGCGAAUCAUACUCUGAUCCCACCUCCUCCCGCUAUGGAGUGUGUAUCCAAGCCGUCACUAUUCCAGCUAGCUGGCUUGCAGCAAAACUCAGUUGCAGUAACAAACGGACCAAUUCCAAUCUAGCCACUGAAUUCAGCCAAGCCAAACAUGACUUCAUUUUCAAUCUUGCUCAAAACACCACAGGAUUCUCGCCGCCCUAUCAGUACCAUAUCGGAUUGAAUUAUGUCUCUUCUGGAUCCUGGGUGUGGACUCAACCAACGGGACGCCAACAGGUCCCACUUCAACAACCCUUCAUGUGGCUUUCCGGAUAUCCUAAACCGGCGUCUACUCAAUCUGCGGUGAUCAACCAUCAGAGUGGACAAGAAACCGGAUGGCAGAAUAUCGCCACGAUGACUGGCAGUUUUAACUAUGUCUGUGAGACCUACUCGUGUGAUACUGAUAACUAUUGCGAUGCUUAA
Messenger RNA from Caenorhabditis remanei, 2205 nucleotides. RefSeq lists its product as uncharacterized. NCBI's taxonomy places the organism in Eukaryota, Metazoa, Nematoda, Chromadorea, Rhabditida, Rhabditidae. The record is from RefSeq and is a predicted model, not a curated record. Gene Ontology annotation, biological process: innate immune response. The coding region runs from base 1 to 2205 and encodes 734 amino acids. The transcript is spliced from 7 exons.